Messenger RNA from Anopheles nili, 2654 nucleotides. RefSeq names its product venom dipeptidyl peptidase 4 (gene Dpp10). The transcript is spliced from 16 exons. The coding region runs from base 1 to 2631 and encodes 876 amino acids. The record is from RefSeq and is a predicted model, not a curated record. Gene Ontology annotation, molecular function: dipeptidyl-peptidase activity; serine-type peptidase activity. NCBI's taxonomy places the organism in Eukaryota, Metazoa, Arthropoda, Insecta, Diptera, Culicidae. Gene Ontology annotation, biological process: proteolysis.
AUGACGGAAGCGGACAACUACGACGACGAGCUCGUCUCGGCCAAUCCAAACCAGCGCAACUGGCGAGGGAUCCUGAUUGCCCUGCUCGUUAUCAUCGUCGUGCUGGCUCUGAUCGUGACGUCAGUGGUGCUGCUGACGCCCCCGGACGAGGGUCCUCGUGUGAAGGGCCAACGGAUACGACUGCAGGACAUCAUCGAUGGCGAGUACGCACCGAAGAAGCUCAACGGCAGCUGGAUCGGGCCCGACGAAUUCCUGUACCAAAACCACUGGGGGGAAAUAAGUUUACUCAGCAUGAAUAAUCUCUCCGAACGGGUUCUCAUGUCCAACACGACGCUGAAAACGCUCGCUCCUGUCAAGUUCUCUAUCUCGGCCGACCGGAGGUACCUGCUGUUGGCGCAGAACGUUCAGAAGCUGUUCCGCCACUCGUUCCUGGCGCAGUACACCGUCUACGACAUCACGACGAGUGAAACAAUUCAGCUGACCAUCAAUUCGCUGAUUGACGACUGGCCGUACCUGCUGCACGCCGAGUUUACUCCCAAAGGCCAAGCCAUCGUGCUGGUGUACGAGUACGACAUCUACUACAAACCAUCAGCCCGAGCCGCUCAAGCCUACCGGUUGACCAAGAACGCCAUCCCCGGAAUCGUGUACAAUGGUGUACCCGACUGGCUGUACGAAGAGGAAAUCCUGCACACCAACAAAGCGAUCUGGUUGUCCACGGACGGCCACCUGAUGCUGUACACCACGUUCAACGAUUCGCUCGUGCAGGAGCAACAGUUUGCCUGGUACGGUACGGCGAGUGGCGACAUCAAUCUCUACCCCCAGAUACGCUCCCUGCGGUAUCCCAAGCCAGGAACGGGCAACCCAACGGUCACGUUGAACGUCGCUGACUUGACCGACCCCAAGAGCAUUCGGAUGAAUAAGCUCACGCCGCCACCGAUCCUGCUGAAUCAGGAGCACUACUUCACCAGCGCGUCCUGGGUGUCACCCUCCGAGGUCAGCGUGGUUUGGAUGAACCGACCCCAGAACCUGUCGGUCGUGACGCUCUGCAAAAGCCCGAUGUGGUACUGCCAGGAGACACACCGGAUCAGUGGCGAUGGACGCGGCUGGGUCGACGAGAUGUCCGUACCGUUCUUCAGCCUUAAUGGCAGCUCGUACAUUGCCAUCUCGCCGUUGCGCGACGGUGCCGCAGGACACUUUCGGCACCUGGUACACGUGCACAUCGGCAAAAAGCGCAUCAUCCCGUUGACGCAUGGUCGCUUCGAGGUUAAUAAAAUCCUCCACUGGGAUCAGGCGAAUAAUUUCGUGUACUACCUUGGCAUCCCGGAGCACUCCCCAGCUCAACAGCAUCUCUAUCGGGCUUCGUCCUUGCCACCGAAACAAGGAACAUCACCUCGACCACCACGCUGUCUCACGUGCAGCCACCAACACAGCUCACACGCACACGUCACCAUCAAGGCAUCGAAUCGGGUGCAGCAACAGUGGAACGAUGAUUGGGAGGACAUCGAGGACGAAGAAGAAGAGUACGUCGAGGUACCGAUGACGACACCUCCGUCGAAGCGGAAACGGAAACCCGGCGCUGAACCGGAAGUGGUCAUCCCACAACCGCCCAUGCCAUGUCAGUACUUUACGGCCAUUUUUGCGCCCAGCAACAGCGAGUACGCACUGAUCGAGUGUCUCGGUCCGAUCGUACCGUUCAGCGCCAUCUAUCGGAUCGUACCCGACACGACAAAGAGUCCUACGCAGGUGUUGUACUAUCUGCAGAAUAACACUGCGCUGGCCGAACGCAUAGGCAAGAUAGCGCUUCCGCAGGUGAAGUCUUUCCCGGUGAUGAUCUCGGGCGGAUAUCAUGCGCAAGUGCGUCUAUUUCUACCCCCCGGACUGCGUGAGGACGAGAUCACACGAUAUCCGAUGAUCGUGCAUGUGUAUUCUGGCCCAGGAACGCAACUAGUGACGGACAAGUGGCGUGUCGACUGGAACACCUACCUUGCCGGGACGAAGGACUACAUUGUGACGCAGAUCGAUGGACGAGGAUCAAGCGGCCAAGGGUAUCAGUUGUUGCACGAGGUUUACCGAAGGCUCGGCACCGUCGAAGUGUCUGAUCAGCUUGAAGUAGCCGAGUACCUGCGAGACAGCUUGCACUUUGUCGACAAACGACGGGUUGGAAUUUGGGGCUGGAGUUACGGUGGAUACACGGCAGCUCUAGCCAUGGCCAGUCCUACCAGCCUGUUCCAGUGUGGUAUCAGCGUUGCACCUGUCACAAACUGGAAGCUUUACGAUUCCACGUACACCGAGCGCUAUAUGGGCAUGCCGAAUGUGACCGACAACUACAAGGGCUACGAGGAUAGCGAUCUGUCGAAGCACGCCGAAAAACUGCGCGACAAGCAGUUCCUUAUGGUUCACGGUACGGCCGACGAUAACGUGCACUUCCAGCAGAGCAUGGUGUUCUCGAAGGCACUCUCCAGCAAAGGCGCACUGUUCAAGCAGCUGAUAUACCCCGACGAGGGCCACAAUCUGGCCGGCGUGAAGAAGCACCUCUACCGUUCGAUGACGCUCUUCUUCGAGGACUGCUUCCGGAAGCUGGUUCCAUUGGACGUGAAGCCCGGCCUGGGAAACGGCGGUUCCAGUGAUUAAUAUUUGCUUGAUUACUUCGGUGC